AUGGCGAUAACAACGGAACACAUUCGUGAGAAACUGACCCAGGAGCUAGCGGCGGUGCAUGUGGAUGUAGAGGACACAUCCCCGAAUAGAUGUGCUGCCAGCUACAAGGUCCUUAUCGUGUCACCUCAAUUUGAGGGCAAACCACUGCUACAAAGACACAGGAUGGUCAACACGUGCCUGGCAGAGGAACUCAAAGAGAUCCAUGCCUUUGAACAGAAGACCCUCACACCAGAACAGUGGGAAAAGCAGAAAUCACAAUGA
This is a messenger RNA of Knipowitschia caucasica, 261 nucleotides long. Lineage: Eukaryota; Metazoa; Chordata; Actinopteri; Gobiiformes; Gobiidae. The record is from the annotation of a GenBank genome assembly.